Messenger RNA from Phyllotreta striolata, 1086 nucleotides. The record is from the annotation of a GenBank genome assembly. Lineage: Eukaryota; Metazoa; Arthropoda; Insecta; Coleoptera; Chrysomelidae.
AGUGACAGUGAGACAAGAGUGACAAAAGGUAACUAUGUCUUCUGGUUCUGAUAACGAACAUGACGAAACAAUUUCGAGCUCAAAAGACAAAGUAUUUGGACCAGCACUGCCUUCGAGUAUAAAGAAAGAUUCGGGCCAACAAAGCAGCAUAAUAGGGCCGGCUCUACCUCCCCAUUUCAAACAAACUUCUAGUUUAAUUGCAGACGCGAAAUGCGAUUCAAAUCAGAUAAUUGGCCCCGAACUCCCUCCUCAUUUAAAGGUUACUUCAACGGUGGGAUCUGAAGCGGAGCCCAAAGUUAUAGGGCCGGUACUUCCUCCGCAUCUUCGAAAUAAACUAAUUUCUUCUACCGCGCAAGAACCGGAAUCUUCUGAGAUAUCUUCGACUUUAGAUGAUGAUUUAAAAUAUGAAGUGCCUCAACCAAGUGAGCUACAGGAUUCAGAUGAUGAUGAUGAUGAUGCGUAUGGACCCCUGCCUUUAGGGGCUAAUCAGACUAAAGCUCACGUGGAGUUAGAGGAGAGAGCUCUGCAAAUGAAGAUAGAUUUAUUGAAUCCAAACAGUGAUAAGGAGCCAGCUAGAGAGGAAUGGAUGUUGAAGCUACCACCCUCAAAGGCUGCCAAUUUGGGAUUGGGGCCCAGGCAAUUUAGGAGCAAGGAGGCGCCUGAUCUUUCUGAUAGAUCCUCCUGGACUGACACUCCCGAAGAUAGAGCGAAGAAACGAAAAACUAAAAAUGAAGAACCAUUGGAUAUUAAAAAGUCGGCUGCAAUAAGGGAACUGAAAAAGCGGGACAAGGAGCAGGAGGAAAUGACGAAAAAGCAUAAGAGAUCAAGCGAAAGUUUAGUCGAUAUUCAUAUGAAAAAGAAGAAGGACGAAAAACCAGAAUCAACAGAACGGCGUCCUUUCAGUAGAGAAGUCGAUUUAAAAGUAAAUCGUUUCGAUGAGGCUCAGAAGAAAGCGGUUUUGAAAAAGGCACAAUUAUUAGAUACUAGAUUUUCUACGGGAGAAUCCAAAUUUCUCUAAAAUUAAAUGCAUAAGUCCGUAUUUAAAAGUAUUGUAUUUCUGAAUUUAUUAAAGCGUAAAUAUUAUAA